CUGCCCUUGCAACCCACUGAACACACUGCUGUUCACUUCGAUCCUCAAUUAACCCUGUUUGCUCAAGACGAUUAUUGCUGCUAGGCUUUGGUAGCACUAAGUUUCCGCAGAGCUAGAAGCUAAAUUACAAUGAGCAAGUUUAGGUUUCGUGAAUAUGAUGCAUUAGGGUUGCGCAAGAAAGUGCCAGGCGACCAAGCUCCUUCAGCUUUUCACAUAAGCAAGCACAAGCUGAAGCAGAAGGGCGUGGAGGUUGUGUUUGAUGUUAAGGACUACAAGGAGUAUGUCACGGGAUUCCGCAAGCGCAAGCAGCAGCGGCGGCAAGAUGCCCAAAAGCAAAUCAAGGAUAAGGAGCGGCAAGAGCGCAACCAGCAGCGCUCUGAGAGGCGUACGAAGCUGAAGGAGCAGCUGGGCCUAGGGGACAACUACGGCGUUGAAUCCAGCAGCGAUGACGAUGACAACGACGCGGAGGAGAAGCCUCAGAACGUGACGGUAUACCAGGGCGAGGGCGGUGUCACCACCACCGUCACCACCAUGGCACUGGAGUCGUCUGACGACGAGGAGCAGGAGCAGGACGAGGGCAGCGGCGAGGAGGCGGGGAGCGAUGAGGAGGAUGGCGGGAGGGCUGGACCAGGGCCGAGCUCGAAAGGGCGAGCGGCUGCUGGGAAGAACGCUGGGAAGAACGCUGGCGGUGGGAGAGGUGCUCGACACCCGUCCGGAGGAGGGGCACCGCGGAAACAGAAGCAGCAAGGCGAGGGCAAGCGCUCGAAAAUGGGAGCUAAGGGCGGCGUCUCUAAAGGCGGGAAGAAGAAGGGCAACGGCAAGCGGUUAAAAGGGCGGGCAUGAACCUUGCGGCGGGUGUUGCUGUCCAGGCCAGCUGGGCCGGGUUGUUGUACUGUGCUAGACUGGGCAGCACUUCACUGCAAGGUGAGGUGCUGUCCGGUGCAGGGCUCUCACCCUGCGCUAGGGACCACACGGAUAAGUGUGACCGUGCACAUACAUGGGGCACAUUGCUGGACAGUGUCUAUGAGCUUCUAGGUGUAGCCCUCAGGCUGACACGUGCUGGCUGCAAAAUGUAUCACACAGUGUACCCGUAAGAUGCCGUAUUAGCACACCUCGUUGAAUGCCUUAGCGUUGGAACAAGCGCUGAUGGACACGGAGGUGUGCACUUUUGUGCCUUCAUGCUGCCUUGGGAAUGUUAAGAUGCCGCGUCCUGUUAGGAUGCCUAUGCAUGUUUAAGGACAAUCAAUUGCUGUUAGACUAAAUAGGGGUGUUGUGUCGCAUGUGGGUGAAAGCAUCCACACCGGUUGUUGCCGUCCCCAGGUGCUUUUAAGCCUAUAAGGUUCAUUCAGAUGAGACCAUUAUACUCAAGUGGGCCGAAAUUCCAUGUCUCUGGAUCCAGCGUGUUCCACAACGUUCCACAACCCAUUCCUCAUUGUCAGCGGGGUCACCUCCUUUGACAUUGUCGGACGGUACGGGCGCCGCCAUUUGGAUAGCGGCGCCCAAGGCAACCCGCAGCUUGCCAACAAGCCCUGUCAAGGCGGCGGUGCCGCCUGCGGAUGCGGAUACUGUGCUGAAACCUAUCCUCCUAAGACAGUUGCCACUGCUCACCACACUGCCACGGGCGCUGGCAACCGUUCGCAAAGUACGGCAGCCCGAAG
Messenger RNA from Astrephomene gubernaculifera, 1658 nucleotides. Lineage: Eukaryota; Viridiplantae; Chlorophyta; Chlorophyceae; Chlamydomonadales; Astrephomenaceae. The record is from the annotation of a GenBank genome assembly.